This is a messenger RNA of Colletotrichum lupini, 1404 nucleotides long. RefSeq lists its product as uncharacterized. Lineage: Eukaryota; Fungi; Ascomycota; Sordariomycetes; Glomerellales; Glomerellaceae. The record is from RefSeq and is a predicted model, not a curated record. The transcript has 4 exons. Bases 1 to 1404 code for a protein of 467 amino acids.
AUGGCACCCGAAUACACAGUUAAUGUACACAGUCAGCCUUUACACCAGUCCCAAACCGCAUACUCGGCCUCGAACACCAAGCCCAUCGACGAGUCUACAACAGAAACUACAAGCCUCACCUCCAACAGAGCCAAGCCAAAGAAAUCCAAGGUAGCCACCAGCGAGUACAGUUGGACGCUGGAGAUAUGGGCACUCGUUCUCAGUAUUGCGGCUCUAGUCACGGCCACCGCCCUUCUAUCAGCGCGCAAGAACGAUUACAUGAUCAUUUAUGAUCGGUUCGAGGAAGCAGGGCGCGGCCCCUUGGGAAGCGCCCGGCUUCUGUGGCACAUCAAACGCAGGCACUGGGUGUCCCUUGGUGCCCUGGCAACCGUCGUCCUGCUCGGAUUCGAACCAUUUGUCCAGGCUGUCGUCGAAUUCUACGAGAAGGAAGUCGACUCAUCAGAGGUGGACGCCAUCGCCUCCAUCGGCACGACAAAGAAACUCGACGUCGGCAAGGCAGGGUUCAGCGGCAACACACCUCUACAGUCGAUCCAAAUGCCGGAGCCAUACACUGCCGUAUACGUGGAACCAAUGUUUCUCGAAUACGACCUUGGCUCGCUCUCCGCCAUCUGGACGGGGUUCAACAAUCUCAGCAUCCCCAGCAGCCAGCAGCCCUUCUUCACCUGCGCGACGAGGAACUGCACCUGGGCCCCGUGUGCCUCGUUGGCGGUGUGCAGCGCUUGUAACGACAUUUCCAGCCACUUUGUGAAGUCCACGGGCAUCGCUGACGCUUCGAACAAGGCUCUCACGGUGCCCUGGUCGAUGCAGAAUGCGAGACUGAACACGAGCGAUAAGUUUUCUUACACCAAGUUUGAGCUGCCGGCAAUGAAUUUGAACAUAUCCAACUUUGAUGACGGUAGCGGGCAGCAGGUCGAGCUCACGGCCCAGACCACGACGCAACCUAGGGACACGAUCUCCUUCCAGGACAAGAAGGCUCUGAUCGUCUCCUGCGCCAUGAUGAAAGCGAAGAUGAACGCCGCGGGAGGAAAGGAGAAAGCCCCUGGAGCCGGCGCUCUCGAUGCCUUUGUGGAGAAGUUUGCGAGACGCUCUGGUUCGUUGGCGUUGAAGCAGCUCGUCUACCCGACCUUUGAACUGCUCGAGCCUGAACAGCCUUCUGUGAUCUCGACCCUCGGCACAUCGCAGAACCUGUCGUCCACGUUCGAUAUCGCCGCCCUCGGGAUGACAAAGUGGAUGCGAGACGUCUCGCUCCAGACCGCGCCUCACCGCGGGACGACCAGAGAGUCGGUGGUUCGCAUACGUGUUCGAUGGGCAUUUAUAUCGCCCCCUUUCGGGGCGCUCCUCUGUGGGUGCCUGUUUUGCUUGUUCUCGAUGCUUGAGACUAGGAGGCUACGACUCCCGGCCUGA